Colletotrichum phormii is the source of this 646-nucleotide messenger RNA. RefSeq lists its product as uncharacterized. The transcript is spliced from 2 exons. NCBI's taxonomy places the organism in Eukaryota, Fungi, Ascomycota, Sordariomycetes, Glomerellales, Glomerellaceae. The coding region runs from base 46 to 468 and encodes 140 amino acids. The record is from RefSeq and is a predicted model, not a curated record.
GUAUUGGAGGUCCAUUCCGAAGAAGCUGGAUCACUGGAUUAAGAUAUGUAUGAAAUUCCCCAAUAUUCACUCUCGAAUUCCCAUGUGUUUGAGGCACGGCAAGCCAAGGUAGGAAGAUGCCUUUGCAAGUGUCUUCCUUCUCUUCUUCAGGUCGCUAGAGUCAGGAAGGAGCUGUCAGGCAGAAGCAAUCCGUACCUUCCACUUCUAUCUUCCACUUCUUGCUUGCGCCUUCCCAACUUCGACUCUCUCAACCGGUCGCCAAUUUUCAUCAUUUUCCGCACUUACCUCUCAAGCUUUCCCCCCCCUCACCCUCAGCCUGUUACACUGCUCUCAACCUCGCUUUACCUUCACCACGAUCAAACGGCCGACUUUCUCGAAAAAGGUCCCGACUUUUCGCUAAUAGACAUCGAUUGUUCACGUUUGAAAAAGUCGAAGCGAAACCGUCAAAAUCGUCACGAUGUCCGCUAGUCCCUUGAUCAUGAUGGUCUUUGGAAAUCGCCGUCGUCUCACCGCCCAUCCAGAGACUUACAAUCAUCCCAUGACUGUCGCGCGGAAUGCGUUUGGCAGCAAGGCGGUCAAUCUGACUGUCAUUGCACUUCAAAGUCUGGGGAGCAGGAGUUCGAGCUUGACCGGUCAGCCUACAGGG